AUGGCUGCAGCGACCACACGCUGGGCAGGCCACCACAUUCUGCCUGUCCGAGAGCCAGGAGGAGGCAGGGACGCGAGCGAGGCGGGGCGCGUGCUGGCUCCGGCGCGCCUAGCGGACCGAGCCGCCGAGCCCUCCGCGGCUGCCCCUCUCCAUCCCCGCGCGGGCUCCCCGCCCUUACCUCUGAGCGCGGGGCCGCCGGCUGGAGAAGGACGAGGGGAAAAAAAAUCCUCCCGGCGCUUCGCGACCGGGCCACUCCCGCCCCCGGGACGCCCACCGGGCAGUCUGUGUCCCGGGAGUCGGCUGCGUCUACUACGACCUCCACCCCCCCUCAUCCCUAACAAGGAGCGGAAAACUCGAAGCUUCUGUGCGUGCAGCGUCGACUUCGCUCCCGCAGUUCCUCCCCCGGGGGUAUCAACCAUGAUCUUUAUGAUGGUGAGGAAAGAGAUCACCCUCUCUCUGCCCCUCCAAGAUACAGCAGAGUCUACGCCUAGGCCUGGAGCAGUCCAGGGCUGGGCAUGGAGCACAGAGGAGGUGCACAGCACACAGCUCCAGAUGGCCCCUGCAUAUCAGGUGAGCCUGAUGGGUUCACAGUCUGUCCGUGGAGCUGGCAACUGGGUGGGGCUGCCCCCUUGGUCCAGGCAGAAGCCGACACCUCUCAGCACAUCCAAGCCUAGAAGUAUGUCUCUCCAACCGGAGCCUGUUAGUUGA
Molecule: messenger RNA, 708 nt
Organism: Galeopterus variegatus (Sunda flying lemur)
Lineage: Eukaryota; Metazoa; Chordata; Mammalia; Dermoptera; Cynocephalidae
Exons: 4
Coding region: 1-708 (235 amino acids)
Source: RefSeq, a predicted model, not a curated record